Molecule: messenger RNA, 1665 nt
Organism: Aquila chrysaetos chrysaetos
Lineage: Eukaryota; Metazoa; Chordata; Aves; Accipitriformes; Accipitridae
Gene: TP53I3
Product: tumor protein p53 inducible protein 3
Exons: 7
Coding region: 485-1489 (334 amino acids)
Cellular component (GO): cell cortex
Molecular function (GO): actin monomer binding; quinone reductase (NADPH) activity; quinone binding
Source: RefSeq, a predicted model, not a curated record
CUACCUCAAUGGCAAAGGGGAAAGUAGAUUUCUGCCUCAAUCCGUGGAAUAAACCAGGUCCGUGGGUAGAAAUAAUGGUGAGAUGUACUAAUAUUUCUGACUCUGCUCAUGUCUGUCCCUCCAAAGUAAAACACAACCUCAUCCUGUUCCACCCCUUGACUUGCUGGGGAAUGGCUGAUAGCGAGGGCAGAGCUGGGAAAGGAGGAACUGGGAUCAGACUGUUCGCAAGGAGAGGCUGGGUUCGUUCCUGGUGCAGAGAACAUCCUCCCUUCUUUACAGGAAAAAGCACCCAGGGGACAGAGGGAAGACUGCUCCAGAUUUGAUUUUGCCAAGCGGGAGGAGGCUUGACAUCUUGGCCCAUCUCAACAACUGCUGGUGCCAAAAGCAAGGAACUGUAUCUGAGGAGUUACUUGAAAGACUCUGGCAGCAGUGGGACCCUCUACCAGAGCAAAUCAGGCACACAGGAAUCACCUGCUGAGAGAAAAUGUUGGCAGCCUACUUUGAUUGCCCAGGAGGCCCAGAAAAUCUCUAUGUGAAAGAAGUGAUGAAACCACACCCAGGAGAAGGAGAAGUUCUUGUGAAGGUCUCUGCCAGUGCUCUGAAUAGGGCUGAUUUACUCCAGAGGAGAGGGAAGUACCCUCCCCCCAAAGGAGCAAGUGAUAUUUUAGGCUUAGAAGCAGCUGGGAGUGUGGCUGGGCUCGGACCUGGCUGCAAGGGCCGGUGGAAGAUUGGCGAUGCAGUGAUGGCUCUGCUCUCCGGAGGUGGCCAAGCAGAAUACGUUACAGUACCCGAAGGCUACUUGAUGCCAAUUCCCAAUGAUAUGACUUUUAUUCAGGCUGCAGCCAUUCCCGAAGCCUGGUUAACAGCCUUUCAGCUGCUGCAUUUUGUAGGUAAAGUACAGAAGGGCGAAAGAGUGCUGAUCCACGCUGGAGCUAGUGGAGUUGGUAUGGCAGCCAUUCAGCUGGUGAGACUGGCAAAAGCUAUUCCCAUAGUGACAGCAGGAACUCAAGAGAAACUGAAAGCAACAACAAACGCAGGAGCAGCUGUGGGGUUCAACUACAAGAAUGAAGAUUUUAGUGAAAAGGUCUUGGCAUUCACCCAAGGUUCUGGAGUAGAUCUUAUUUUAGACUGUGUUGGUGGCUCAUACUGGGAGAAGAAUCUCAACUGUCUGAGUACUGAUGGCCGGUGGAUUAUUUAUGGACUACUGAGUGGAGGUGAAGUACAUGGAGAUUUGCUUGCAAGGCUGCUUUCCAAAAGAGCGAGCAUCCAUACAAGCCUAUUACGAUCACGAGACAAGGAGUAUAAGGAACGCCUGGUGAAAGCCUUCACAGAACACGCACUACCGUAUUUUUCUGGAGGAACCUCCGCUCGUCUCCAACCACUUCUCGACAGCGUUUACCCUCUGGAGGAGAUUGCAGAGGCGCACAGGAUCAUGGAAGAAAACAAGAAUAUUGGCAAAAUUGUCAUCGAAAUGCCUGCUUCAUCUUAAAGAAAGGCCUACUGCUGUAGUUGUUUGGGGGACAGAAUCGUUAGGGCUGUUUGACAAGCAGAGAAUCUGCCCCUUUCUGCUUCCAAAUCUGGAAUGAUUUGCUGUGGGAGGAAGCCAAAAAGGAGGCGUAAAGCAAAGCCUGACAGCACACGUUUAAUAAAAAGGUUCAGGCUGCA